Podospora bellae-mahoneyi is the source of this 216-nucleotide messenger RNA. RefSeq lists its product as uncharacterized. The coding region runs from base 1 to 216 and encodes 71 amino acids. Lineage: Eukaryota; Fungi; Ascomycota; Sordariomycetes; Sordariales; Podosporaceae. The transcript has 2 exons. The record is from RefSeq and is a predicted model, not a curated record.
AUGACAAGGCAGUCCACCAAAAGCCACCUGGACAAAGUACUUAUGACACUGGGAUACGUGACAGACACUGUGGUCGUUCUGUGUUUGGAGGUCGGUCAGCCAUCCAUUAUCAGAGCUGACUCUUGUGCUUCGGUAUUGACAAUUCUAUUGCCGAGUCGGCAGCUUUCUCACCUCGACCUUGCGACGCCACCCGAUCACAACAUACCAAGAGCAUAA